This is a messenger RNA of Microdochium trichocladiopsis, 700 nucleotides long. RefSeq lists its product as uncharacterized. The transcript has a single exon. The annotation marks the transcript as partial. Lineage: Eukaryota; Fungi; Ascomycota; Sordariomycetes; Xylariales; Microdochiaceae. The record is from RefSeq and is a predicted model, not a curated record.
CACGACGCUAGCACUACAAGCGAUUUACUAUCGCCUACACACUACUACGGCGCUACCAGGCAGGUCGUUGAGAGGCAUCCGUUUCUAACUAGAGUGGUCAAGAACAAGCAUACGGACAAGGCAUACUACGAGCAUGUGCCCAGUGUCGAUCUCAGGGAGCACAUAUUCAUUGCGUCCAACAAUGAAAAGGGAACAACGGAAGACGAGAGGACCAGGAUCGAGAAGUUGCUGAUACCUCUAGUCGACCAGCCCCAUGCUGCAGAUCGGCCGCCAUGGAGCGUGACUGUCUUGCCCUUGGGCUGCACAGAAGACGACGCGUCUUUUCAUUGAGUUUUCAUUCUCCCACAUGCUCGGCGACGGCAUAAACAGGCUUACCUUCCACCAGCACCUUCUCGAGGUUGUCCGCGAUGCCUCGGCCGCCUCAGAUUCAUCUGCCAACGUCACGAUCCCGCCCACGACAACGCUAGACGAGCCUUUCGACACGCCCAAGCGCCUGCCGAUAUCCUGGGGCUACCUUCUCGGUCCGCUCUUCGCGGUGCUGCUCCCCAAGUGGCUCGCCAUCCUGCUCGGAGUGCGGGCGUCGACAAGCACGCUCGAGCAAGGGACCUGGAUCGGCCCGCCCGUGUUUGACGACAACAUGGCCAACCCAACGCGGCUGCGCAUCAUCGACAUCCCCGCCGCGCAGGUCGGCGCGGCGCUC